This is a messenger RNA of Prionailurus viverrinus (fishing cat), 3175 nucleotides long. It is a transcript of the gene FAM229A, whose product is annotated as family with sequence similarity 229 member A. The transcript is spliced from 3 exons. The coding region runs from base 2627 to 3013 and encodes 128 amino acids. Lineage: Eukaryota; Metazoa; Chordata; Mammalia; Carnivora; Felidae. The record is from RefSeq and is a predicted model, not a curated record.
UCCUGAGGAAACCCCUGGUCCUCAUCUCAGACAGCUUAGACUUUGGGAUGAGGCAGGGAUAGGGCUCCCAACAGGCCUCUUACCAAGACAAGGAGUCAAGAGACCACUUCUGCAUUCCCAAUGCUUCUGCUUUUAUUCGGAAAGGAAGUUGCAGCAACAGUGGUUCCAGCUGCUCUUGGUCAUUUUUCUCCUCUCCUCCCCCUGUACAUGUAUGAUUCUGGGGUCUGUUUUUAAUUAACUUUAGUUAAAACGCCUGUGUGCAAAUCACUUGUUAGCUGUAAUAAAAGGGAAGUCUGAAUGAGACCCUGUGGUUCCACGAAGAUAUUUCAAGGGAAAGAGAGAGAGAAGGCCAGGGAAGGUGUAGGUAAGUUUUAGGACACAAGUAAACUUAAAGUGUAAAAUAUAUAUCACCAUUUUAGAAGCACGUUUUUGGGUUUGCUUUCUCCCCCUGCUUUAUUGGGGAGGACUUGCCAUUGCUUUUAUCAAGUGCUUGCUAGCCAUGGAUGCCAACUAACUUCUUCGAUUGAAGGCCGGAGGAUCAUGUCUGGUUCCAGGAGCCGCUUGAGCAGGUCCUGGCAUUCGGCUGAGAUGCCCAGAUGAGUGGGGAAAGACACCCCCUUCUGCUGCUGCCACAGCAUCUUGGGGAUGUCUGUGUCGUCAAAAGGUAGGCUGGCACAGAGCAUGACGUACAGGACCACGCCCAUACUCCAGACGUCGCCCUUCUUGCUAUCAUGAGGAAUACCCUGCAGCACCUCGGGGGCGGCGUAGGCUGUGCUGCCGCAGAACGUCUGGCUCAGCUCUCGACGUGACUUGGGCAACACCUUAGCGAAGCCAAAGUCAGUCAGCUUCAGGUUGAAGCCCUGCAACAAGGCGUUCUCACACUUGAGGUCCCGGUGGGCCACACCACAGCCGUGGCAGUAGCGGAUGGCCUCGACCAUUUGACGGAAGAGGGCCUUGGCCUGGCUCUCGGGAAGUGGCCCCCUGUUCAGCACACAGUCAAAGACGUCCCCGCCUUCAGCCAGCUCCAUCACCAGGUAGAUUUUCCCAUCAGCAGACUCCAGCAUCUCAUACACCUGAAUGAUGUUCUUGUGGUCCAGGGUACGGACAAUCUGGAGCUCCCGAGGCAGGAAUCUCUGGAUAAAUUCUGAGGAAACAAAGAGAAAAGAGAUGGGAUCUCAAGUCCAGGAGGGCAUAACCCUUCACUCCUGUCCCCUCCUUCCAGUUUCUCCGCCCAGCAUGUCUGGGUCUUGUGCCUUGGUUCCCAUUAACAGUCUUAAAUGUCUAGCAACUUGGACGUUGCAAAGAAUGUUCACUGCUAUUAUUUUUGUAGUUAAUAUAUUCAAAGGAACUACUCCAGGCCAUCCUCAAGGACUGUUGUAAGCCACCUGUGAGACCAUGGAUAUCAAAGUGCUUUGGGGAUUUUUAGAAAAAAACCACUGAAUCUCAGUUAUGAGGCCUGAUUUGCCAUCUCCUCACACCCCUGCCUCCUGACCCACGCUUCUUCCCAUGAGCCCGGUCUUCCUUUUUCCCAUCCCUAACUGCAUUGGCAACAGCUCCUGCCCUCCACCAGCCCAGGCCAUGGUCUCUCUGCCUGUCUCUGUCCCCCUCCUAGAACAGGGAAGGCCGGCAGGCUGGGCUUCUGGUUCUAAGGACCCUUCACUAACUGCCACUUAAAUUUUGGGUUUUGGAGGGUGUGAUGUUCCUGGACUCACAGCAUCCUUUUGUUCCCCGCUGACCUCCACCAGAGCCACAAACUCUUGGGAUUCCUUGAUUGCAGACUAAAGGGGAGGUGGGGAUGUUCUUUCCCACUGGUGGAAGUGUCCACCCACCUCAACCAGCCCUCCCUUUCUCCAAAGGGGCCCCAGCUCACCUUCCGGCCCUCCCAUCUUGUCUAUAAUUUUAAUUGCCACUUUUGUUUGGUGUUUUUUGGAAAAUGCUUCUUUGACUUUUGAGUAGGUCCCUUCCCCAAUGGUCUUGCCCAGCUGGUACCCAUUGGAGAGCAGAAAGUCCUCCAUGCUGUCUAGCGCCUCCUUCCUGUCACCCUCUCAGCUCAUGCUGCCUCUGUGAGGCAGCUCUACUCCACCAUCGCCCUUGGCCUGCUCCUUUUCCCCCCAAGGACUUCAUCCGCAGCCGUCCCCACGCUAGAACAUUCUCCGUCUGGGCACAGCAGCCACGGGUGGUGGGGAGGGAGAGGACCAGACAUUUUAAAACUCCGGCCCAAUUGUGAUGUAAAUGCUGUGUGACCCUUUGGCCAAAAUGGGCAGAGCCCUUACCUGUCCUCACCAUCACCACCACCAAAUCCAGUAUGGGCUAAGUCCCUGCUGCGCCCCCGCCCCCGCGCCAGGCAAGGAGUCACAGCCCCCCCGGGGGCGCCCCGGGACGUCUGCGCGUCUCCAGGGAUGACGGGCUCCUUUUCCUGGACGCCGCCUCGUGGCUGCUUGCCGCCGCCUCCUGCGCCCGGAUCGGACUGCGGGGAACCUGCCCGACCCAGUGCCGAGGCGCCAUGGCAAAGGCCCUCCAGCCCGGGCUCGCUGCGGCGCGGAGUGCCGGGCAGCCCAAGAAGGCUGGAGGUUCCCGACGGGAGGAACGGGCUCUGUGAGGUCAGCGCGCCGCGGCCCGGAUCACAAUGCAGCCCGCCCCCUCGACGCCCGGGCCGUGGCGCGCCGCAGACACCUGCCGGGCUCCGCCUGGACCGGAGCGUCCUCCCGCGGCCAGGGGUCGGGCAGCUGCUUCCAGCCUGGGACCGGCCUCGGCCUCCGGCAGAGCGCCCCGGGGCCUGGACAUGAGUGCCCAGGAGCCCUCGCAGGGUCGGAGAUUCCCCAUUGAGGCCGGAGACUCCCCUGGCCUUGCCGCUGCCCCCGAGUCCCAGGACAGCCCGGAGCCGGUAGCCACGGAGCACAACCCGGUCAGGCCGCUUCGACGCUGCCCGGGCUGCCACUGCCUGACACUGUUGCACGUGCCCAUCGACGUCUACCUGGCCAUGGGCGGGAGCCCCCGGGCCCGCGCCACCUGAGGGCGCCUGCGCACGGCGGCUCCCCGGGAGCCGGGCGGGACGAGGCCCGCCGCGGGCCACCACGCUGAGGUCGCGCGCGCCGAGCACGAGACAAUGAUGCACAUUUUAAAAUAAAAGAAUGAUGCACAUUUUAAUAAAGCACAGCAUAAACUGUUCUUUCCA